UGAAGAAACAGAGAAGACGAGUGUGACAUUUAUAAUAGUAUAUAAUAUACAUUUUAUCGAAGUUUUUAGCGUUCAAUAAGAAAUGAAGGCAGGUAUCAGUGUGACGUGUGAUGGGGCAGGAGUGUUAGUUUAGUGUUUGUUGAGAAAAAGCAGCAUUAGAUCUGUGUAUUUGUUAAUAAAGUGUUAAUACAGGUAAAUGUGUGUUUGUUUGUUUGUGCAUUUGUUGAUGAUGGUGAAGAAUUCUCCGUUUCCUCUUCCCGAGAGAGCGGUCUACGGCUUUGUGUUGUUUCUGGGAUCUCAGUUAGCUUUCUUGCUGUAUUUAGUGUGGGCUUUUGUUCCUGAUGUUUGGCUUCAUUCAGUUGGACUGACUUACUGGCCUCGGAAAUACUGGGCUCUGGCUGCUUCUAUUUACCUGCUGGUCACUAUAAUCACAUGUUUUGUGCUGCUGUUUGGUGUGAAUCUGAUUAACACUGCUCCACUCGCUUCAGUGGACAACAUCACAGAUCACUUCGCCAAGAGUCAGCGUUUAGAAGAGUGUCAGGACGGAGCGAUUCCCAGAUUGCAAGAUUUCUCGAUCAGUGAAAUAAACCGUCUGUUUUACCUCUAUUGAUGUGAUGAGACCACACACUCAAUAUGAUUGUCUAGUGCCCUUCAUAGGAAGCGUAUCACAUUCUAUCAUGAGUUGCAUACGUUUGCCGUUUGUUCAGAGUCGAGAUGAUUAGAUCCAUCAGCUGCUGUGGCAGGACUGAGAUUUGACUCUCUGAUGAACUGUGUGUUUGUUAUCAUGAUUGUGCACAGAAUGACCUCUGACACUGAUAUACACUACUGAGACAGACCAGUUCAGGUUGUGGAUGUUGUUGUGCUUUUGUUUUUGAUUAACAAUUUUUAUUGAUUCAUACAAUUAACAAAGAAUAGCAAAACAUAUAUUCACAGAAUCAACAUUUAACCCCCACUAUUACCCCUCCCCCUCCCCCUCACAAUCCCCAACCCCACCCUGACCCCCAACAACUUCCCUGUGGUCACACAUGAGUAUACAUACAAAAAAAAAUAAAAAUAAUAAUCACACACAUUUAAAACUAUACUGCUAUCUCCACUGCCCCUCCCCGAGAGCCCUCCAAGAACGCCAAAUAGCUGCCCCAUUUCCCAUCAAACGAAUCCAAGUUCCCCAGCCUUCUACAUAACAGUUCCUCGAAAGUGGCCAUCCAACCCAUCUCCGUGCUCCACUCUUGAAAUGAGUGUGCUGCAGCUGACUUCCAUCCCCUUAAAACAAUCUGUCUGCCAAUCAUAACACUGGUUAGGACACAGUUUUUUAUAUUAAUGACCUCCCCAUCGCCUAAAAUAGAGAGUCUGGGGCAAAAUGAAAUUUGAGUGCCCAAUACAUCGCACAUAAAACUCUGAACCAAAAUUCUUGGAUCUUAACACACCACCACAAAACAUGGGUUGUGUCUUCAUCCUCUGAUUGGCAUCGCCAGCAGGUGAGUGUGUUUUAAGACCGAGCCUAUACAAUCUAGAGGGAGUCCAAUAGAAUCUAUGUAAAAUCUUGAAUUGCAUCAGACGCACCCUUGCAUCUCUCGAUGCAGACUUGACGUUUUUUUAUAAUCCUAGCCCACACUCCCUCCUCCAAUACCAAGUUUAAAUCUUUCUCCCAUAAUCUCUUGAUUGAAGUUAAAGCUCCGUCCCCCAGACUCUGAAUUAACAGGGAGUAAUACACUGAUGCCUCAUGACCUUUUCCAAAAGCAGUAAUCACCCCUCCCAGGGGUGUCCUUUUUAAGAAUCAGACUGAUCUGGGCUUGCGUCAUGGUUGGUGGAAGCUUUCCAUUCUUUAAUGAUUCCGUAUAAACUUCUAACAAAAGUGGAGCCAGUUCUGUAGCAUAAGAUCUAAAAAACUCAGCGGCAAAGCCGUCUGGCCCCAGAGCCUUGCCUGUAGGCAAGGCCUUAAUUACCUCGCCAAGCUCCUCCAAGGUUAUCUCUGUUGUUGUGCUUUUGAAACAAUAAAAUAAAGCUGAAAAAUGUCUUAUUCUCAAACUCCUCAUGAAACUGAAUCCGAUUUUUUGGGGUCAGACUGUGACCUCCGUCUAGAAGUGAAACGGUCAUCUGUUUAUCUGCUCAUCUCUCAGACUUCACAGCGACUCUUCAAUCAGUCUGUGCAGCCCACCUGCCCGUGCUCGUGUCUGUACCUGUGGACAGGUGAUCACUGCUUCUAGAUAACCCUCAUUAGUAAACAGGUCGGUGUCAAGUUUAACCUGUGACCAUGACUCCACCACUGUUGUGACCUCCCUCAUUGUCCUGUGUGUGUAAAGACUGGAUCACUCAGGAAUUUUGGAACAAACUGGAUUCACUCAGUGACGGAAGUUCUUUAGUUUCACUUUGAUCACUGAGUUAUGUACUUUAUGUUUUCAUGUUUUUAGGUGAUUGUAAUAUUUUGUGUAUUUUUCAUUGCGAUUUUUUUCUUUCUGUAUUUUUACUUAACUCUUAUAAUUAUUUUUUUUAGAUCAUAAUUAUUGAUGUAUUUUAUGGAAUAUUUAAACACCUCGAGUUCUACAUAAUACCAUCUCUGGAAGGAAAAUUUAUUUAGUUUCCAAUUCUAUAAAUUAUGCAAAAAUGUGCAUUGUAAUUUUACAUAAUCUAUUAAAGGUGUGGGUGAGAAACAGAUCAAUAAAUCAGUCCUGUUUUUACUAUAAAUCUCCACUUUAACAUUCUUCUUUUGUUUUAGACGAUUCACAUUCGUCUUGAAUAUAAUCACCUACUGGGCAGGGAGAAGAAUUUAUAGUAAAAAAUGCUUGAAAUAUUGAUCUGUUUCUCACACACACCUAUCAUAUCACUUCUGAAGACAUGGAUUAAACACUGGGGUCUUAUGGAUAUUUUGUAUGCUGCCUUUAUGUGCUUUUUGGAGCUUCAAAGUUCUGACCGACUGAGCUGAAAUAUUCUUCUAAAAAUCUUUAUUUGUGUUCUGCAUAAGACAGAAAGUCAUACACAUCUGGAAUGGCAUGAGGGUGAAUAAAUGAUGUGAGGGUUAGAAAUGUUUGGGUGAAAUAUUCCUUUAAUAAAGGGUGGAGUACAC
This is a messenger RNA of Myxocyprinus asiaticus (Chinese sucker), 3061 nucleotides long. RefSeq names its product phosphatidylinositol N-acetylglucosaminyltransferase subunit P-like. Gene Ontology annotation, biological process: GPI anchor biosynthetic process. The transcript has 4 exons. Gene Ontology annotation, molecular function: phosphatidylinositol N-acetylglucosaminyltransferase activity. Lineage: Eukaryota; Metazoa; Chordata; Actinopteri; Cypriniformes; Catostomidae. The record is from RefSeq and is a predicted model, not a curated record. The coding region runs from base 197 to 610 and encodes 137 amino acids.